ACCCUCAGUUUCGUCUUGAAGGCAGCACGAACGAGUCCAUGACUGUAGCCAUGGACCAAUCAUGCUGAAAUAAAGAUGUACGUUUUUGAUUUCAUUUUAAAUACCGUUGGGAUUUCUUUAAUCGAUCAAUGAUUCAAUUGAAAGGUUGAACCUUGGAUUAUUGAUAACCCGUAAGACUAAAUGCAGGGUUAAAGUCCACGGAUGUCAUGUUUCUUACUAAAGCGAAUCUGAAAGUUUGCAGUCUAAUUAAACCGCUUGCCUGAGAUAACUCCCCAGCGAGGAAUCUUUACCAGUCUUCUUCUGCAGGGGACAACAUCGCCACCCAUUGGUCAGAAAUGAGCCACUUUGAACCAGGGCCAACAGGUCUUAGCUCAAGUGCGUUAGCUGAUAAACUGUUGGAACUAUGGGCCCAGAAAGACCUGCAGAUGCUGGAUCGGGUCAUCCUCGAAGAAUUUUCAAAGCAGCGUGAUCCUCUUGAGACCCUGCUUACCGUUCUUGAAAGCAGCCCGGGCAAACAGCAAGGUCGAAGCCAGACUCUGGGUCUUCGUGUUCUGAUACAAUUUAAAAAAUGGAUGGAAGAAAAUCCACAGGUAACGCUGAGCUCACUACCAAAGCCACAUGCUUCAGCCCUGCAGAUUCGGGCUCUUGCUCUUCUGACGGAUAAGCAUAACAACUACAUUGAUGCAGUCAUCUCGAUAUUUCAACUCACAACUCUGGAUCCUGCCCCUCUCUACCAACAUAUUGUACAGCUGCAGGCUCUGAAGUGUUACAAAGAGGCAGCCAUACUUGGUAUGAAGUUAAAUCUGCAGGAAGAACUCAAUUUGGAAGAGGUGUGUGUCCCACUUAUCCUGCACAAUAAGAUGUCACUGGCCGAGGAAUUUGUCACAGGACACGAACACCUGGAAAAACAGCUGGUUAUGCUGCUAGACUCCUGGUGCCACUCUUACUUCUGCGCGCAGGAUUUAGUAACGCGAUAUCCUCGUCUCUCUCUGUCGAAGCACAACAUGGGUGCAAUCGAGUCCAAAGUCUUGACCAAACAUGUCUUGCGACUGAUGGAGAAGUUUAAAAUUGAUCCAGACCUGUGUCCCAACGCUCUGCACAAGAGACGAGAGACGUCGCUGCGCUUUCUAAUGUAUAGGAGAUUUGGGGAGAAAAGUAUGUCGGAGGAGAACUGGGUCGACCUUGUUCAGUACGUGGCUGCAGAUGACCCAGAAAUCCAUAUCCAGCUGGUGGAGAUGCUAUUGAGGUACAGCAGCCCUCAGAAAGCCGCUCAGUGGUCCCUAAGAUACAACAUCCCCCGGCAUCGACUUCCUCUCAGUGUCCUGGAGGCGCAGGACAGAUUACCACCAGAGCUACUAGAUAUAAAUAACACGUCACAAACAGAGUCAUGGAUCGUGUCUAACGACCACUGUCAGAGAUUUUACCAGGUUCCGCUCAGCCCAGACAAAGUUCACUUUGUCGACACGCUGGAUUCACUCCAGAGGUGUCGCAGGAUUCUUCACAAGGAAGGAGUUGUGGUUGGGGUCGACAUGGAGUGGCAGCCGACGUUUGGCUGCCUCACAGAGGAGAAAGUUUCCCUCAUACAACUGGCUGUACCUGACCAGGUUUUCUUAUUGGACCUGAGUACAAAGGGACUGUCGAAACACCAAGAUGUCAUAAGUCUGAUACAAGAUUUGUUUUCUGAUCCCACUGUCAUUAAACUGGGGUAUGGUGUUGCAGGAGAUCUCAAAUGUCUAAUGGCCACAUGGCAAAGUGUUUUAGAGCAGCCGAUUAAAAUUAUGGGGCUGAUUGAUCUACUUCACAUUCAUAAAAAGAUAAAAUUUCGGAAGCCUAAAAUGAGUCCAAACGGAUCCAGGCCGGUGCUGGUGGGAGAGGGUUCUUCAGAGAAAGGACUGAGUCUUUUGGUGCUUCAGGUGCUCGGAAAACCUCUGGACAAAACAGAGCAGUUAUCCCACUGGGAGAAACGUCCCUUGCGCACCAGUCAAAUAAGAUACGCAGUGGCAGAUGCCUAUUGCUUGCUGGAUGUGUAUUCUGUCCUCUCGAGCAACCCCUUGCACUUUGGGCUGCCAGCUGACCUGAGCAUUAUCUCUGCCAACCCACCAAAGGCCAAAGACAAAAACCAAAAACAAGCCAAGCAACUGAAAGAAGAGAGGAGCGAAGAGGAAUGUCAGGGGGCUCAAUGGGUCAGUCCCCCUCACAACCACAGGGAGAAAGACCUCCUGUGUGGUAAGAAGCCCUCAGAAGAACACCCCCCACUGAGUCCCCAACAGUUGAGGGUGGUGUGUGACAACAUGCUACAAGGACUGGGAAGAUACCUGCGCUGCUUAGGCGUCGAUGUGGUCAUGCUGGAGAAUAAUGAUGAUCACAGAGUAGCUGCCAAUUUGGCGCAGGCUGAAGACCGAGUCAUUCUAACAUGCGGACAACCUUAUCAGAGUUUGAGGUCUCAGGUUGGCGAGGGUCGCUGUCUGUCACUUGACUGUUCUGAAAAGGCCAAAGAUCAGGCUGUUCGAGUGCUGAAACACUUCAAUGUCCAGUUGACCACCAAUGAUAUAUUCAGCCGCUGCCAGGCGUGCAACAGUGAUGAGUACGUGGCCGUGCCCAGAGCAGACAUGAUGAGGAUGUAUCAACAAAAAGGAUUCCUGGUGGAGCAAGAAAAAGCAUCACUGGAAGAAGAGAACCUUGAGGACACUGUGACCGCCGAGCUCCCCCGCUACGCCCCACAGUGCCGCUGGGCCAACCUCUCAGACCUGGACCCGGAGACCUUGAGCUUUCCUGGAGGGUCACCCAUACAGCUCAACACUGUUCCCCUGCCCAUCCUACAGAAGAUUCCUCACUUCUACAUUUGCACCAGGUUGGGUGGCAGCAGCAGUCUAAACACAGAGGCACAGACUUCCUUCUCCCCACACACCUACCACACCUUCUCAGGUGGAAAACCUGGGCGUUUCCUGGACUACGGAGAAAUGUCAUCUCUCCGGCUCAUGCUAGGUCAGCUCUGCAGGAGGCGUCCAGGUGUCAUCCUGUCGAGAUGCUUGAGGCUGAGGGACAGCAUUUCCACUCUGAACCUCACCAGGAUGACCACGCUCCUCACCCUUACCCAGGGGAAGUUUCCAUCUAUCCUGUGGAAGCAACUUCUUUUGCCCUCUUUAACUGGCCAUCCUAUUCUUUCUUGUGAGAGUAGGAACAUGCAUCGACUGCUGCAUCUUGAGAUUUUUCUUUUGCCUCUUUUUCUUCAACAGGACUAUGCUCCACUGUAACCCCAAGAUAAUCUAACUCAACGAAUAGCUUCAUUUUCAGAGGAGAUGAUCCUGAGCCAAGCUGUCCAGCAUUCAGAGUCUAACAGUUGUAGUGGCAUCUGAAGGCUGAGGGUUGAUGGAGCAGACCAUCUAUGCGAAGCUGGGUAUAAGGGCACCUAAUGGAAAAAAAACCCUCUUUCUAGGUUACUUCUUGAAAUUCUGAGCACUUUACGUCAGGGCUGAAUCGAUGCUUUAAAUUUGCUGGCAAAGAUACACCUGGUAAAAAUGAAAAAAAUGGAACUGAUUUUUCAUUUUGUUCAGACAUUGUGCCUCUCUGCAGCCUGUUCAUAGCACUCACUUCAGCAUUCUUCCUCGUUCACUUCACAUCCAUGUCUGUUUCAACCCCUCUGAUGACAGGCAAAACACUGCAUGAACAUUGACUCAUGGAAAGGAGUGGUGCUUGGGGUCCAGGUAUAUUGGUAAAAAAAAAAAAAAAAAACUAAUGCAUGAUGUCAUGAGUGUGUUAAAACCACCAGCCAGCCAGAGCAGCAAAGAAAACGUCACCCUGAAUACUCAUCCAAGUGGUUCUAAAUCAGUGUUUCUCAAAUGUUUUGCCUGAAGGAAAAUCAUAUGUCUAGCACAUGGACAUUAGAGAAGAGUAAAAGUCCUUUGAAGUUCACCUCAAAGAACUUCAGUCACAAACUUUUUUUUUCUUUUUAAUACGAGCCAAUAACAUGAAGUUGUUGUGCCUUACAUGUAGGAUAACAAGUCACUUGUCUGGUCUGCACGCUUCAGAUGCCCUUCCUACAAGAUGUGUGUCAGUUUUGAAAUAUAAUUUUGGGAUAAUUGGUUACGCUGACAUCAGAGGAUCGACUUUCUCUCUUGGAAAAAAAGGAACAGCCAUAACCCACUUGGCAUGCAGCGCUGUCUGUGGCAUGAAAACUGCCUUUUGAUGCCGUGCACUCUCCCCACUUUGUGAGUUAUGACUGUGUUUUGUCAGCUUUUAAGAACAGAAAAUUUUGUUUUCUCAAUGUUUCUUCACAACUGCUGUUUUCUGGAGCCAUUAAAACAGAUGGUGUUCAUCAUCUUAGCUCCACUGGUUUGUCAGGUGUGACCGAGGUGGGGGGUUUCCUGGCCUGAGGCCUGGUCACAGAGUAACCAAAGACAAACGCCUGGAUUUCCUCUGUAUUUUCCCUAAACAUGCAGACUCUCUGUUCACAUUUCAUACUUUGGUUUUUUAAACUUGUGUUCAAACUGACCUUUGAAAAGUCUUAUAUUAAUUAUACUGAUGAAAUCGCAGUGACGGAUUCCCACCUAAUCUUGGAGCAAAACUGAUGACGACAGGGUCACCAACAUGUUGUAACACAGGAGAAAAGAAUCAAAUUUGAGCAGAGGAUAGCAAGGAAUAAGCAAUCGUCAGCUUGCGGAUCGAUGCUAGAAGAGCAGACAAAAUAAGAGGCCAAGUUACCAGCAAGACAGUGAAAGUCGAUCGGGCACACUGGAACCAGGGGGCUUAUCGGCAGCAGGUGGCAAGCUUGAUAGCUGAGUGGUCCCAGGUGUGUGUGGCAUUACCUGGUCAAGUUGAAGGGAACAAAGAGGAGAGAACACAGGAAGUGAGUGCCCAAAAUAAUCGCAUACCAUCACAAUAUUGCCCUUUUUAAAAUACCUACAAGGCUUAGCUGAGCAUCAUUAGUAUCUCUCUCUUCUGUAUACCCAACGCUGUGUCUUCACUUAGGUGGGCAGAGUAGUGAAGUGGCUUUUUAUCAUUCAUAAAUCUUCAUAGUGUAUGUGACUACUCACAGAUUGUUGCUGAGUGACGUAGUUUGAAAUUGCGCAAGGAUUGUAUUAGGAGGGGGGGGGCAACCUUUUUAUCACUGCAGAGUGGUCUAUGUUUGACCAUUUGAACAUGGCCCGGUGG
Molecule: messenger RNA, 5151 nt
Organism: Synchiropus splendidus (mandarinfish)
Lineage: Eukaryota; Metazoa; Chordata; Actinopteri; Syngnathiformes; Callionymidae
Gene: exd3
Product: exonuclease 3'-5' domain containing 3
Exons: 22
Coding region: 336-3254 (972 amino acids)
Biological process (GO): nucleobase-containing compound metabolic process
Molecular function (GO): nucleic acid binding; 3'-5' exonuclease activity
Source: RefSeq, a predicted model, not a curated record